UUGAUAAAUCCUGAUAAUGGUCAUGAGUUCUUCGUUUAUGAUGAAUUCUACGCCGGCGGCCUAUCCAACGGCCGCCAUCGUUGAUCAUAAACCAUUUGUAUCAUCAAUGAAUUUGAUGGAUCCAUUAUCAUUAGAUUAUGGUACAGGUGGAUUAUCUACCACUACUGGUAGUAGUGUUAUCGGUGUUAAUAAUAGUAAUAAUGGUAAUGGUGGAUUAAUUGGUACCGGUGUCAAUGGUAUUGUUGUUGGUACACAGAAUGGUAGUGUUGUCACACAGAAUAGCCAUCUAAAUCAUCUGACAAAUUCAAAUCAUCCACAUCAUCAUCAUCAUAGUACACAUCCUAAUCAUCAUAGUUCAUAUUCAUUAUCUGACUAUUAUGGAAGCCAUCAUUCACAUCAUCAUCAUACGACACAUCAAUCAACGGCCGCAUCAAAUUCAAUUCAAUCAGCACUUGCGGCCGCUGCUGCUGCUGCUGCUCAAUCACAAAUGCCACCAAUGGGCCUUGGCCAACAUCAUCAUCUUGGUGGUGGUGGUGGUGGUGGUGGUGUCACAAGUAGUGUUGUUGGUGGUGGUGGUGCUGGUGGCGGUCCAAUUAUAUCAUCACCACAUACCCAUCCAAUGAAUCAUCAAAUGAAUUCACACCAUCAUUAUGGUUAUCAUUUAAAUUAUUCACCAAUUGACCAAAACCCGGUACAAAUAACACAUCAUCCACAUGCAUCUCAUCAUAAUGCUGGUCAUCCACAUACACCACAUCCACAACAUCAUACAACGCAGCAUCCAUCACAACAACAUCAACAACAGAAUCAUCAUUUAAUAUCAUCUCAUCAUCAUCCAUAUGGUGCACAUUCAAUGUCAUCAUCAUUAGGUCAAUCAAUGGCCAAUUCUUUAUCAACAUUAGGUGUGAAUAAUAAUAACAAUAGUAAUGGCAAUGGACAUCAAUAUUUUUCACCAUGUUCUAUGGGAAAUAGUGGUGGUGGUGGUGGUGGUGAUGUUUCACCACUUGGACCAUUAUCAAUGUCUACUACAGGUCCACAUCCAUCAUUAUCAUUACAGAAUUCAACAUCAACACCAACAGCGUCAUCAUCGAAUAAUCCAUCAUCAACAACACCAAAUAAUAAUAAUCAAAUAUCACCAAUAAGUCAUCAACAUUCACCAUUGGGUGGUACAAAUAGCAAUCUAAAUUCUUCCGGUGAUCCCGGUAGUUGUGGUGGUGGUGGACAUUUAUCAUCACGUGUAUCAAGUCCUUCAUUAAUUGGUCAACAUUCACCACAAUCACCUGGUAGUCGUUGUAAUAAUCAAUCGAUGGGUUUAUUAAUUGAUCCACCAUCACCAAUGAUUGAUGAUUGUGCAUUAUCCACUGCAUCUGGUUCUGAUUCUGGUACUGGUGGUGGUGGUGGUAGUAGUAGCGGUGGUGGUGGUGGUCAUCCAGUGAUAUAUCCAUGGAUGAAAAAAGUUCAUGUUGCACCGGGAAAAGGAGGAAUUCAAAAUGGUGGCAAUAAUUUUACUGGGGCCGAACCAAAACGUCAACGAACUGCAUACACACGUCAUCAGAUAUUAGAAUUGGAAAAAGAAUUUCAUUUUAAUCGUUAUCUAACCAGAAGACGACGUAUUGAAAUUGCACAUUCCCUUUGUCUUAGUGAACGACAGAUAAAGAUUUGGUUUCAGAAUCGUCGUAUGAAAUGGAAAAAAGAUAAUAAACUACCAAAUACAAAAAAUGUGAAGAAAAAGAAUCCACAGAAUAAUAAUAAUCAGAAUAAUUCGAAUAAUAAUAAUCAAUCGAACAAUAAUAAUAAUAAUUCCAUAAUUGGUGGCAAUACAAAUUCUGUCGCCAACAGCAACAACACCAACAACAAAUGCGGCGGCAACGACGCCGACAAUAAAAAUCAUCAACAACAACAACAGCAUCCAAAUCAAUCAUCAACACCGAAUCAUUUG
Messenger RNA from Dermatophagoides farinae (American house dust mite), 1936 nucleotides. RefSeq lists its product as uncharacterized. Gene Ontology annotation, biological process: anterior/posterior pattern specification; positive regulation of transcription by RNA polymerase II. Gene Ontology annotation, molecular function: RNA polymerase II cis-regulatory region sequence-specific DNA binding; DNA-binding transcription factor activity, RNA polymerase II-specific. Gene Ontology annotation, cellular component: nucleus; nucleoplasm. NCBI's taxonomy places the organism in Eukaryota, Metazoa, Arthropoda, Arachnida, Sarcoptiformes, Pyroglyphidae. The record is from RefSeq and is a predicted model, not a curated record.